Molecule: messenger RNA, 3335 nt
Organism: Danio aesculapii
Lineage: Eukaryota; Metazoa; Chordata; Actinopteri; Cypriniformes; Danionidae
Gene: pkd2l1
Product: polycystic kidney disease 2-like 1
Exons: 15
Coding region: 47-2464 (805 amino acids)
Biological process (GO): potassium ion transmembrane transport; detection of mechanical stimulus
Cellular component (GO): membrane
Molecular function (GO): muscle alpha-actinin binding; calcium channel activity; calcium ion binding
Source: RefSeq, a predicted model, not a curated record
CAUCAGGUAAAUCCAUAUUUUCUUAACAAGAGAACUGUUUCCCACAAUGCAGCACUUCGGUAACCGACCGGAGAAUAACCUGAGCUGCGAGAUGGAGAGCUUCGGUCGUGGAGGCUGGGUGAAUCAGGCCUUCAGCGGCUCUCCUGCGGCCGUCCGGCGACCCGUGAGCACCAUCUACAGCCCUCAGCCUGGGUUUCAAAGCCCUCUCGAGAAUCCCUAUCUGAACCAGGACAAAGCGCGGACUCUGCCCAAUGAGGGCAAGAAGUCUGGAUGUUGCUCCUUCUUCUUUAGAGCCAUCAAAGGACUGUGGGGAACAGCUUUGAGAAAGGAUGCAAAGGAGAAUCCUGAGCUCAACGUCAAAGCAAAUCUCAAAGAACUGCUCAUCUAUAUUGUUUUCCUCGUGGAUUUAUGCUUAUUGACCUACGGCAUGACCAGCAGCGCCACCUACUACUACACUAAAGCCAUGACGGAUUUGUUUGUGAAUCUGCCGGGCAGCAGCGGUGUGAGCUUCUCCUCCAUUGGCUGCAUGAAUGAUGUCUGGACGUAUAUGGAGGGCCCAUUACUCGACAGCCUGUACUGGACAAGGUGGUACAACGAUGAGCCUCUGGAGAAUGGAAACCAGUCCUUCAUUUACUAUGAGAACCUGCUGUUAGGAGUCCCUCGGGUCCGGCAACUCAAAGUGAAACAGAACUCCUGCAAGGUGCCCACAGACUUUAAGAAAGAGAUCAACGACUGUUUCGAUGUGUACAGCAUCAAGAAGGAGGAUGACGGCGCAUUUGGACUGAUCAACGGCACCGCCUGGCAGUAUCACUCAGAGAAGGAGAUGAAAGGCUCCAGUCAUUGGGGUUUGCUGACAACAUACAGUGGAGCAGGGUUUUAUCAAGACCUGGCAACGACUAGAGAUGAGAGCGCCGCUCUGCUGGAGGACCUGAGAGAAAACCUGUGGCUCGAUCGAGGAACGCGAAUCCUUUUCAUCGACUUCACUGCAUACAACGCCAACAUCAAUCUCUUCUGUGUUAUAAGAUUAGUGGUUGAGUUUCCAGCUACCGGUGGAGCGAUUCCAUCCUACCAGAUCCGCACCGUGAAGCUGAUUCGCUAUGUCACCACCUGGGACUACUUCAUCAUCGGCUGUGAGAUCGUCUUCUGUGUCUUCAUCUUAUAUUACAUCGUGGAGGAGAUUCUGGAAUUCCGCAUCCACAAACUUUCCCAUUUCACCAGUAUCUGGAAUAUCCUAGACAUAGUGGUGAUACUGCUUGCAGUGGUGGCGAUAGUUUUCAGUGCAUUCCGGACCAUCAAAGUGGAUGCAUUACUCGGAAACCUUCUAAAACAACCAGAUAUCUAUGCUGAUUUUGAAUUUUUGGCAUUUUGGCAAACCCAAUAUAACAACAUGAAUGCAGUCAAUCUGUUUUUUGCUUGGAUUAAGAUCUUCAAGUACAUCAGCUUCAAUAAGACGAUGACCCAGCUGACGUCCACACUGGCUCGCUGUGCUCUGGACAUCUUUGGAUUUGCCAUCAUGUUCUUCAUUGUGUUUUUUGCGUAUGCUCAGCUUGGGUACCUGCUCUUCGGGACGGAAGUUGAAACUUUCAGCACAUUCAAUAAAUGCAUUUUCACACAGUUUCGAAUCAUCCUUGGAGAUUUCGAUUAUGAUGCCAUCGAUAGGGCAAACCGAGUGCUUGGACCAAUUUACUUCUUCUCCUAUGUAUUCUUUGUCUUCUUUGUGUUACUGAACAUGUUUCUGGCUAUCAUCAAUGACACAUACUCUGAGGUGAAGUCAGAGCUCGCGUCUCAGAAAGACGAGUUCCAGAUUGCAGAUCUCAUCAAGCAGAGUUAUGCAAAGACAUUCAUGAAGUUGAAGCUUAAAAAGGAGAAGAUUUCUGAUGUUCAGAAAGCUCUGGAUUCAGGCGCGAGUGAGCUGGAGUUUAAAGAUUUCAGGAACGCGUUGAAAGAGAUGGGUCACAGUGACCAAGAGAUCUCAGCCGCUUUCUCCAAAUUCGACCAGGAUGGAAACCAGACUUUGGACAUGCAGGAGCAGGAGAGAAUGAAGCAAGAGCUGGAGGAGAAAAGGGAUGCACUCAGUGCAGAGCUGCGUGACCUGGAGAACAGUGUUGAACCUGCAGAGGAACACAGAAACGCUGUUCCUCCAGAGGACUAUCAGAGGCUGGUUCACAAAGUUUUACAGCUUGAAAAUUCUGUUGCCACAAUAAUGUCUAAACUGGAUUUUGUCAUGGAGAAAAUGAGACUUCAGACAUUCAACACAGAAAGCAGAGACAUGGAUAAGCAUACGAGUAGAGAUGAUGAAUCACGACCGGCUUCUGGAGGGAAUAUUCAAGUAAAUCUGGAAAGAGUCUUAGCUCAGGGCCCAUCCUGGUCAUUAACUGGUCCAACGGGGAGCGCGAGGAAUCGUCUGUAUCCAGAUGUAGGAUGGCCAGUCGUCACUGAAAACAGCACUUCGGCACGCCACUAAUUCCUCAAACGCAGAGUUGGUAACUGACUAAUAAUAAACCUUGUUUAGAGAGGAAGGUAUUGCUGUACAGUAGAUGAAGUAGUGCUCUUAUACCUGUUCUCCAUAUUGAUGGUUUAACGUGCAAUUACAAACUGUGAUUGACAGUCUGAUUAUAUUCCGCUUUAAGACUUGAAUAACGUUUCAGCUCGGUGUAAUUGAUGUAUUGUGGUGCGUAAAAUGUAUUCCCACAUUUCUUAGAAUUUCAACUGUAUCAGGCUGGAAAUCUUCUCAUUGAAGAAUUUUCACUAUUAGUUCUAAUUAAAUCUCAACCCAGCAAGUUUUUAAAAGAUGUCUAAUAGACAUCUAAACACAGUCAUCUUGGCUAAAACAAGGCUAAACUUGGGCUGACAGUGAAAAAAAAAAUAGACUAGUCAUCAAAUAAACAGAAAUGAAUGACUAUACAUAUAAAGUCUGUCUAAUCUCUAUUUGACGACUAGUCUAGUUUUGGGCUAUUCUUAGAUGUCUAUUAGAUUUUCACUGACAGCCCAAGUUGAGCCUUGUUUUAGCCACACGGUCUAUGUUUAGAUGUCUACUAGACGUCUAUUAAACUAAAUUAUUUGCUGGGAACUUUCUUUCCAAUCGCAUAACAUGGAAACUUGACUGAAAGCUGAUAUUAGACUGCUGCAUUUGACAUGUUCUGAAAAGUCCCUGUGUAUUAUUAGCCUUUGGAAAGUUGUUGUGUACAUUUUUCUAAACUUAUUUCUCCUUUGAUAUGAACUUGUAUUUUAUAGUGUGAAGCAUAUCGGUAUAUAACCAAACAACUAUAGUUUAUAUUAAUCUUGGAACAAUAUCACUUGCAUGUAUACAAAGACGUUUAUAUUUAGGUAAUGAA